UUCUUAGGAUUCCACUGCAUAUCUUUCCAGCUGAGCUGUAUUAAUCUGUAAUUAUUUCAGUGAGUUCCGUCGCGGUUUCAUUUUGUACUGAAAAUGGCAUUCUCAAGUUUGUAUCCUUCUCGUGGUUGGUGGGAUCCCAGGGAUUACCCGGCCCUACUCAAUGACCCACAUUUCGGCAUGGGUCUUUUUGACAGUGAUCUUUUACCGACAGUUCUUCAUAGAGGAUUCCAUCUACGACCUCGUACUCGUGCCAACAUCGAUUCCUCUGGUUUGUCGGAGAUCAAAAAAGAUACUGACAAGUUCAAGGUAAGGUUGAACGUCAAGCACUUCAAGCCCAAUGAGAUUUCAGUCAAGACCGUUGACAACUUCAUCGUCAUUCAUUGUAAACACGAGGAAAAGAGUGACGAACAUGGGUUCAUAUCCCGUGAGUUUACUCGACGCUACAUGUUACCCGAAGGUGCAGCACCUGAAGCUGUUGUGUCUAAACUCACUCCUGAUGGAAUUCUGACUGUCGAAGCCCCAAGGAAAGUUACUGAACCUUCAAAACCCAACGAAAGAGUUGUGCCAAUUACUUUACAACAGCCAGCUGUAGAAGGUAAAAGUGCUUCUAAAUCUGAAUGAACAUUAAUUUAGAAUAAAUGUGCGGACAUUAUAUUAACAAUAUGUUCAGCUUAAUUGAAUACCUUGUAUUCUGUGUAUUUGUCUAUGAAUUUCAGAUUUGUGAUUAUCUAGCUAAACUUCUGUUUAAAAAGUAUGCGUCGCAUUUCUUUUUGAAAAAUAAAGUUGUUUUAAAACUGA
Argiope bruennichi is the source of this 798-nucleotide messenger RNA. Its product is annotated as alpha-crystallin A chain-like. The record is from RefSeq and is a predicted model, not a curated record. The coding region runs from base 94 to 621 and encodes 175 amino acids. Lineage: Eukaryota; Metazoa; Arthropoda; Arachnida; Araneae; Araneidae. Gene Ontology annotation, molecular function: protein folding chaperone. Gene Ontology annotation, biological process: response to heat; protein refolding. The transcript has a single exon.